Parathielavia appendiculata is the source of this 718-nucleotide messenger RNA. RefSeq lists its product as uncharacterized. The coding region runs from base 90 to 563 and encodes 157 amino acids. Lineage: Eukaryota; Fungi; Ascomycota; Sordariomycetes; Sordariales; Chaetomiaceae. The transcript has a single exon. The record is from RefSeq and is a predicted model, not a curated record.
GCCCGAGGGCUCCUUUGCGUUUGCUCAGGUCGGAUGCAGGUCUCCUAUCGGAACGGAACCAAAAGAUAUUAGUUCCCUUUGCUUUUCGAAUGGUUGAUGGCACCUCGAAAGAAGCGUUCGAGGAUGCAGCUCUCUUCCGCUUUUGCAUGCCUCCCGCAAGUACCAAGUUUUGCUAUUUGGUUGUCGUGGAGUGCGAAAAUUCCAGUAUGGGUGGGCGGCUGGGCUCUUUUCGGCGUGACGAUUCACAGCCAGGGUUUGGCCCCAGCGAGUGGUCCACGGAUCUGACCCAUCGCAAACUGGGGACGUCAGGCUCUUGUAUCUCCAAUUUCGACCUGCGCAUAGGCGGUGCUUUCCCUCUUGAACACUCAGGCCUUUGCAGGCUUCUCCGUUUGGGAAGGCUUGGGGGCCGCCAACCCCAUCGUGCCUGCAGUGUUGGAUGUCAGCACAGAUCUCUGCCCGGUCAUGUCGACAGUGUUUGGCCAGUUCCGUCGCAUCCAUUCCCUUCUACCCCUUGGAUCUUACGACGUAACCCGUCUGCUAUAUUGCGAAAAUUUUUCCUUUAGGUUCGGACCACACGGGCAACUUGAACACGUCUAUACAGUAACUCUUCCAGAUAAGACUUCUAUUCCCGGGCAGGCGGCUUUCUUUACCAUCUUGAACCACGGACCCACUGUUGACCGCACUUGGAUAUUCUGACCAGCACGCGAACUAGAUGAAU